CUGCGACUCUCACAUCUUCGUCUUGUAGCUCGUGAAUGCAUUAAUAAUCUGUCUAUCAAAGGGAUAUUGGGAAUAUCGACAAUCAUGGAUCCAACCGCCAACGAACCCCCUCUGCUUCAACCGUGCCCAGCCCGUGUAUUGGUUCAAACAUUCACACACCUGGUGCAACCAGAUCCGGAACCAAAGACUAGGGUUCGUCGUGAUCCGUAUAGUGCCAGACUUAUGCCAAUGCUUCAUCGCAUCUCCAAACAUCAAUGGAACCAUGAAUUUGUCCCUGGUUUCCACCGCUGGUACACAUAUGGGGAUGAACUAGGCUAUAAUAACCGAAUUUGUUUUUACCUUGUGGAUUGCGGUAGCUCUCCUAACGAUGAUGACGUGCCGAUUUUUUGCUACAAAUGGACAGGAGAGACCUUCGAGCCUAUGCCAGAGCUUCUCCAGUCUAAAGAGGUGCAAGACGAGCUUAAAGAGUUCCCGUUCACACCAGGGUCAUAUGAGCGGAUUCAAGACCAUCAUAUACGACAUAUUGUCAAGAGAAGACUUCGCAGAAUGCAGAGGAUCCCGGACAGAGAGCUUGAAUAUAUGAAAGAGCACCCGGAGGAUAUGGAGUGGCUAGAGAAAAAAGUGAAACCCAGAUUUUGGUCUGACUUUCUCGCCCAGAUUGAAUCGCGGCCAAAGGAGAAGGAAGAGGAGCGCAGGCUAGGAAUUACACACGGCCCUCCACCUAACAUUAAAAGAAAACCGACUUCCUGAGCAUCACUUCGACUUGAACUUAUUUUUCCUAAAUUUUACUACAUAAACACUACACAGCUAGUUGUUGAAUAGAUUUCCGGAUAAGGAAUAUAUACGGACUGAAUAAUGAUUAA
Talaromyces proteolyticus is the source of this 863-nucleotide messenger RNA. RefSeq lists its product as uncharacterized. Lineage: Eukaryota; Fungi; Ascomycota; Eurotiomycetes; Eurotiales; Trichocomaceae. The coding region runs from base 85 to 750 and encodes 221 amino acids. The record is from RefSeq and is a predicted model, not a curated record. The transcript has 2 exons.